AUGAUUAGAACUAGAGGUUUAGGUCGUGCCUUUGCUAGGGUUAUAGGAAAAGGCAUGGGUAGACAGGAUGAGCAUCAUGCAAAUGAUGUUCCCCGACAGCAUAGGCCUAUGGUAUCCGCCCAUAGGCAACGGGUACAUGUUGUUGUUGCUGAGGAUGUUCCUCAUAUGACUGAGGAUGUUCCUCAUAUGACUGUGGACGUAGCUACGCCUGGUGUAGAAGGCUUAGCUGGUGAUGGUGCUGAGGGGUCACCUGCUGAUGAUGCUGAGGGAUUCCCAGGUGGACCACGUGACUCAUCAGAACGUCCUAAGUUGAAGUUGGUCUCCCACGGAAGAAAGGUUGAGAAAUUUGGGAGGCCAACGCCUGAGAUUGAAGGGCUAGUCACUGCCAUAGGAUUAACUCCUUUGAUCGGGUGUUUAGUAGUCACAGGUGAUCCGGGAGUUAUAUCCGCUUUUGUCGAGAGCUGGCACAAGGAGACUAGCACCUUCCACCUUCCAGUAGGAGAGCUGACCAUCACACUAGAUGAUGUUGCAUCACUCCUCCAUCUGUCGAUCACAAGCGCCUUUCACAGCUUUGAGCCUCUACCUAUGAACGAGGCGGUCAUGUUGUUGAUGGAAUUGCUUGAGGUCUCCGGUGAGGAGGCUAGAGCUGAGACGAGUGCAACACAUGUUCAUGUAGUGCAUCUGGAGGCUUUUCAAGACUUGGGUCAGAGUGGGGGCUAUGCUUGGGGAGCUGUCGUGCUGGUGUAUAUGUAUGACCAGUUAAAUGAAGCUUCUCAGACCACUACACGACAGAUUGCUGGGUACCGACUUUAUUACAGUGUGCAUGACUGUGUCACUGAUGAUGGCUACGACGAGACAUCCCCACGUACCUCUCGGUGGCUUACUACGAAGGCUCAUAUGAAGGGAGUAAUAGGAGCGUUGUACCGGACACGUUUAGAUGCUUUGACGAUUGCUGACGAUGGUUGUGAAGGUUGCGAAGCGAUCACAGAAAGGUUGAAGCGUGUGCUCAACCUAAGGAUGGUCACUGAAGGCAUAAACUUACAUCAGAUCAUGGAAGAUUGCCUUAGGAUCACUAGGGGUGACACCUCAGAUGGAAAUGUUAGGGCGCGAUGA
This is a messenger RNA of Glycine soja, 1113 nucleotides long. RefSeq lists its product as uncharacterized. The transcript is spliced from 5 exons. NCBI's taxonomy places the organism in Eukaryota, Viridiplantae, Streptophyta, Magnoliopsida, Fabales, Fabaceae. The coding region runs from base 1 to 1113 and encodes 370 amino acids. Gene Ontology annotation, biological process: meristem development; meristem maintenance. The record is from RefSeq and is a predicted model, not a curated record.